GAGAUUUGUACAACUUGAGGUUCAUCAUCACUCAAAUUAAAGGGGUUUUCAUUUUCUUUCUUUUUUUGUCAUACAGAUACAGAGGAUUAAUAAUGGGUGAAUCUUGUCCAAUGAAUGGCGGUGACGGUACAUAUAGCUACGCCAAGAACUCCACUGGGCAGAGAGAUGUGGCACGUGCUGUGGAGGAUGCAAUAAAGGAGGCAGUGAUGGAUAAUCUUGAUUUAGACAAGUUGCUGUGUGGUUCGACCAGAUUCGCCGUCGCCGACUUAGGAUGUUCGGUGGGGCCCAACACAUUCUACUCCAUGGAAUCCAUCAUCAAAACCGUGCAACAGAAGUCGUCCACUAACAACCUCGAAUUCCAAGUGUUGUUCAAUGAUCAGAUCGGCAACGACUUCAACACCCUCUUCGCCUCUCUUCCUCAAGGGAGGAGCUACUUUGCGGCGGCGGUGGCGGGCUCUUUCCACGGCAGAUUAUUCCCUUCUUCUUCCAUCCACAUCGCAUAUUCCUCUGUCGCGAUGCAUUGGCUGUCCAAGUUGCCGGAGGGGGUGGCGGUGAAAGGCUCUCCGGCGUGGAAUGCCGGAAAAAUCCACUACAUGGGCGCCUCCGACGCGGUGGUGAAAGCUUAUGCAGAUCGAUUCGAGGAAGAUAUGGAGAUAUUCUUGAGAGCUAGAGCUCAAGAGAUUGUAGCGGGAGGAAUGGUAGUGACUCUUCUUCCCGGUGUACCUAAUCCAGAUAUUCAGCACUAUGCCGCCGUAGCGCUUAACUUUUUGGAGUCCAUCCUCAUCGACAUGGUGAAAGAGGGAGUUUUAGCGCAAGAGGAAAUGGAGUCGUUCAAUGUUCCUAGUUUUUUUACUUGUAUAGAUGAUAUGAGGAGAGUGGUUGAGAAAAAUGGAAGUUUCGAAAUAGUGAAGAUGGAAAUGGUGGAUUUAGCGAUCAAUGCGGAUGCUGAGACGCUAGUAAGGCACCUUAGAGCAUCAACGGAAGGAACAAUGGUGAAGCACUUUGGGAAAGAGAUAGUGGAGCAAGUUUUCGAGAGGGCUAUGCAACAAAAGCUCCACUUCACUCGCAUCUUGGAUUCAAUGGGGGACAAAGUGUUUGCUGGUAUGCUCUUUGCAGUGCUCAACCGCAAAUGACUCUACCAAUCCAUC
Salvia miltiorrhiza (redroot sage) is the source of this 1148-nucleotide messenger RNA. RefSeq names its product loganic acid O-methyltransferase-like. Lineage: Eukaryota; Viridiplantae; Streptophyta; Magnoliopsida; Lamiales; Lamiaceae. Gene Ontology annotation, molecular function: S-adenosylmethionine-dependent methyltransferase activity. The transcript is spliced from 3 exons. Gene Ontology annotation, biological process: methylation. The record is from RefSeq and is a predicted model, not a curated record. Bases 93 to 1133 code for a protein of 346 amino acids.